Molecule: messenger RNA, 4545 nt
Organism: Acanthopagrus latus (yellowfin seabream)
Lineage: Eukaryota; Metazoa; Chordata; Actinopteri; Spariformes; Sparidae
Gene: tbc1d5
Product: TBC1 domain family, member 5
Exons: 23
Coding region: 181-2808 (875 amino acids)
Biological process (GO): activation of GTPase activity
Molecular function (GO): GTPase activator activity
Source: RefSeq, a predicted model, not a curated record
CACGUGACCAGUCAGCUGGUCUUCAGCACAUCCGCCUGACCCGCUUCUGUUUACAAAUCAGCAGACAGUCGGACCCAGCAGGAUGAGGAGUCCUGCAUGAUCUGAACAGAGUCGUCUUUUUCUUCUGAGUCUUGGCUGAGGAGAAUCACAAGACUGUGACAGUCCGGCUGGGUCGCGGCCAUGCAGCACCCCAAUUUCGAGACCCGCCACCCGCUCCAGACGGACGAGCAGCAGGAGACGGGCUUCGACCCGCUCAAUAACUUCAACAAGAACCGCAGCAGAGGAUCUCUUGACAGCAGCACUUACUCACAGCCUCACUCAACCUUCCUCUCAUACAGGAAAGAAUGGGACGACUUGUUCCUCAACAGUAAUUACCUGGCCAGGAUCCGGCAGGCAGGCAUCAACGGUCGACUGAGGAGCAGCCGCUUUCGGAGCGUAUGCUGGAAGUUGUACCUGGAGGCUCUUCCAGAAGACAAGGGUCAGUGGAUCAACAAGACCAAGGAGCUCCGGGGCCAGUAUGAGAAGAUCAAAGAGACGCACAUCACCAACCCUCGUAAGGCCAAAGGCCAGCAGGACCUGGUGGUCAACAACCCACUGUCCCAGGAUGAGGGGAGCUUGUGGAACAAGUUCUUCCAGGAUAAAGAGCUGAAGGGGAUGAUCAAACAGGACGUGAUGAGAACGUUCCCGGAGAUCCGUUACUUCCAGGACGACGAUGUGAGGACCAAGCUGACUGACAUUCUCUUCUGUUACGCCAGGGAAAACGAACAGUUACUGUAUAAACAGGGGAUGCACGAGUUGCUGGCUCCCAUCGUGUUUGUGCUGCACUGUGACCAUCAAGCCUUCCAGCAUGCCAGCGAGACAGCCAGCCCCAGCGAGGAGAUGAAGUGUCUGCUGAACCCAGUGUACCUCGAGCACGACGCCUAUGCCAUGUUCUCGCUGCUGAUGGAGACAGCGGAGCCGUGGUUCUCCAGCUACGAGAGGGAAGUGAGGAAGGGUAAAGAAGAGAUGCUGACCAGCAUCCCCUUCGCUCGGCCCCAGGACGCAGGGCCAUCUGUUGCCAUCGUGACCAAAGUCAACCGCAUCCAGGACCAGCUGGUGAAGAAGCACGACAUCGAACUGCACAUGCACCUCAACCGGCUGGAGAUCGCCCCGCAAAUCUACGGCAUCCGGUGGGUACGUCUGUUGUUUGGCCGUGAGUUUCCGCUCCAGGACCUGCUGGUGGUCUGGGAUGCCCUGUUUGCUGACAGCAUCACUCUGGACCUGGUGGACUACGUCUUCGUGGCCAUGCUGCUCUACAUCAGAGAUGCCCUCAUUGCUAGUAACUUCCAGACCUGCCUGGGCCUUCUGAUGCACUACCCUCCGUUAGGAGACAUCAACUCUCUGCUGCAAAAGGCACUUUUCCUCCGAGAUCCCAAAAACAAUCCGCGACCUGUCAACUACCAGUUCCAGCAGAACCUGGAUUAUUACAAAACCAGGGGGGCUGACCUGAUGAACAAGACACGCUCUGGUUCCAGUACAAAAGCAGCCCCCCUCAACAUCAACAAAGUCUCCAGCAGCCUGCUGAGCUUCGGCAGGAAGCUCAUCGCUCCAGCCAUAUCGGGCGGCUCCAGCGGCGUCUCGCCAAUCAACAGCGAGGUACACUCCUCCUCUUCCUCCUCCUCGUCAACGUCCCCCGCAUCGGCACCCCCGCCCGCCCUGUCUCACCCGCUGGCUGAGCCCCCGUCAGGCCACGCCCCUCAACUGACCCAGAGCUACACCCAGAAUCAACACUACCGCCUGCUCAAGUCGGAGAGCAUGCCUGUCCACCUCAGCAAAGAUGUAGUUUCAGGUGGAGUGUCUCAGAGCUCUCUCCCAGCCCAGAUUCACACUGACACACAAGGCCAAAGCUCCAGGCCGGUCAGCUCCUCUCCCAGCAUAGAAAGCCUCUCAGGUGGGCGGGCUCAGUCCACCGCCUCCCCGCCACUUCCCCCCUCCAGAGGGAGUGAUGUCAGCACUUCAUCUCCGCCACUCUCCGCCACCAAGAAGGAGUCUUUCUUCAACAUCACUCGCUCCCGCUCCCACAGUAAGACCAUUGGGAAGAAAGAGAUGGACGAGGACUUGGAAGCCCAGGUAUCGUUCCUGCAGGGCCAGAUCAACGACCUGGAGGCUAUGAGCAAAUACUGUGCCAAGAUGAUGAACACUCACAUCUGUAAAAUCCAGGAAGUGAUUCUCCAGGAACACCUGGAGAAAGAGGAUGAAGUCCUGGUGUCUCUGGCUGGACUCAAACAGAUCAAAGACAUCCUUAAGGGGGCGCUCCGCUUCAACCAGAGCCAGCUGGAGGCCGAGGAGAACGAAGAGAUCACUAUUGCCGAUGAUCACUACACCUCCACAGCAGCCGCUGAAUCUGCUCUGAGUGCCAUCAACCACCACAGUGACCACCGACAGCAAGAACAGAGCAGGCGGAGCCGGGACUCUGACAUGGACGGGAGCGUGAGCACGGACGAGAAAGAAGAGGAGGCGACGACCCCGCCUGAGCAACAGGUGGCCUCUUCCCUCGGCUCAGAGGGUAAGAACUGGGACGAUUACAUCCUCGUUUCCCAGGACGGAGACCUGCAACCUGCAGAUGGAGGAGGAGGAAGGGCUGCGGUCGAGCGCACCCCUCCGAUAAGGCGAGGGCGCGGCUUGGUGCGAAUGGAGCCCGAGGGCGCGGUCGGGACCUUCCACGACCCCCUGAUGGCUGGCACCACCUCGGGCUCCUCCAGCCCAGAUGAGGGCUCCACCCACAGCAAGGAUUCUGACUUUACCAUCGUGAACCCCAACGACCUGUGAGCGAGCAGAACAGCCCUCCCUCCCCUCCUCUUAUGUGAUAUCUCAUUCAGAGGACGCGCUCCAUUAAAGAAAAACUGACUUGGGAUCCGAGGGCGGAAUCGGCCGGAGCAGCUGUCGGCUAAAAAUAUUGCACAUGUGGACUGUGACACAUCCAGUCACAAAUACCUUAUACUCUGUCUCUUUACCUGUCAUCUGUGCCACUUGAGUCCUGUCUGAGCUGAUGCUGUAUGCUAUCUCAUCAACCUAAUGCCUGUCUCCUUAUUAUGUUGGGUCCUGUCACACAUUAUAAUCAACUGUAGUACCCUGCUCCACGGAGAGAGGGCGCCACUGAACUUCUGACCCUGUCACUACAUGAUUUCUCUGACAAGUUGGACCUCAAACUGCAAUUUCCACAUGAGGGGAGGACUCGCUCCCCUUGAGCUUACUGUAAUGAUUGUGGGUGUGAUGCUCUGUUCUCUGAACGUGGAGAUCUGGCCGUACCUCUGCCUGUGUUCUGUCUGUGUGUCUGUCCUCACAGAGGAAGCUCUCGUCACUGAUUCUCAAAGGAAAAGAAGGACGAUGUCCUCCCAUCAGUCGUCGAGGGCAGCUCUCCCCCUCCUAAACCAGUGCCUCUGACCAUUAUUCUUCUUCUCUCAACCAAACAAAACCUAACUCUGUGAUCUUAUUCUCUUUUGUUUUUUGUUUUUUUUAAUUUUUAAGAAAAUAUUUUUAACCCUUAGACCUUUAGCUUCCUGGGUAAAAUAAUAUUAAAUUAUAGGAUAAGUCUUUUUGUUUUUAAAUUGAUUCCAAUGUGGACAUUUUAAUGUGGUAACUUUCAUUUCUCACAUUACAACUGAGUUGUUCUCGUGUCGUUUGGAAACCAUGUAAAGCAGCGCACACAAAGAAUGUCUCUCUAGCUGCCCAUUCAGCGUAAUUAACUCAAGACCAAUAAAACUACAUCGCUCUUGCUAAACACUGGAGUUACUGUGUCUGUCUGGGUACGCAGCGCCUGCCUUUAAGACACUGAUGAAAACUCCUCUGAUGUGUAAAUAUCAGGGUUACACAGUCGGUAUAUAUUAUCACAGAUGACGCCACUGUGGGAGAAAAUGAUGAGUGAUUCAGAAUCGACUCUGACCUUGAAAACUGCUUUUCAUUUGUCAGCUAGGUGCAGUUAGCAGUCGCCCUGGAGAUUUCUAUCAUAUCACAUGAUCUUCAUCAGCACAUUAGGUUUCCACAGCUGUCAUGGAAUUCCUUCUUUGUUGAUCUUGUUGAUGGUUUUUGUGUGUUUGAGGACAAAAUGUACAAACUAUCCGUCAAAUGCUCAGAAACAAGGAUCUCCUGUCAGGCUGCACUGGGGCAGUGUUGUUGUUAGCUUGAUGCUAACGUUUAUGUGAACAUGCUCACAAUGAAGAUGCCAGUUUACUUAAACGUUUACCUUCUUCUGCGUGAUAGUUUAGCAUGUUAGCAUGCUAACUAAUGAACACUGGAAGGUUGCAGGAGUUUGUAAACCAAAGUGUUGCACAAACUCGAGGACAGUGAUUAAAAAUCAGCCUGGGAACACAGGACAGAAUACUGAGAGCAAUAAAGUCUGUAAAACUGUGAACCUGAUCGUAGCACGAGAUGAAAAGUCAGACAGUCAUUCAUCCUCUGUGGAUCAUGGAUCACUUACAGAAACCUAUUGAAAUCUAUCCAGACAUUGUUGAGAUAUUUCAGCCUGGACUUGAGUAGUGAACCAACAAAUACAGCAUGUUAUAUUCA